Juglans regia (Persian walnut) is the source of this 516-nucleotide messenger RNA. RefSeq names its product cucumber peeling cupredoxin-like. The transcript has a single exon. The record is from RefSeq and is a predicted model, not a curated record. NCBI's taxonomy places the organism in Eukaryota, Viridiplantae, Streptophyta, Magnoliopsida, Fagales, Juglandaceae. Gene Ontology annotation, molecular function: electron transfer activity. Bases 1 to 516 code for a protein of 171 amino acids. Gene Ontology annotation, cellular component: plasma membrane.
AUGCAUGCAUAUGGUCAUAAUCUUCCAGCUCUCACAUAUGUGUAUUAUAUAUAUGAUCGAUAUAUCAUUUGUCUCUCCGCUUUCAACUUCUCCACAAAUGAGCAUGACGUCCUUCAAAUCCCAAAAGAGUCCUAUGAUUCCUGCUGUUCUGCCAACCCGAUUGGCGAGACUCUCACCAGAAGCCCCGUCAACAUAACCCUCUCAAAUGCUGGCAACCUUUACUAUAUUUGCACCUUCAAACAGCAUUGCCAAUCAGGGCAGAAGUUUGUCAUUUCUGUCUCAGGCUCUUUAGAUGCUACCCCACCUACAGACAGAACUCCACCAUCAACCAAAACUCCUCCUAGAUCAAGUACUAGGCGUAGGCGGCGGAGCACUCAAAACAGCUCGGCCCAUCAGGCAGCCAAUGAGCAAUUCACUGGCCCAACGGCUCAGAUCCUACCCGAUUCUUCGUCAUCCGGGAUCUUUGCUAGUUUCUUGGUCACAUUAUUUUCCAUUGUCAUGGGUUUCCUAUUGUAA